Messenger RNA from Fusarium keratoplasticum, 1962 nucleotides. RefSeq names its product Zn(2)-C6 fungal-type domain-containing protein. Gene Ontology annotation, molecular function: DNA-binding transcription factor activity, RNA polymerase II-specific; acetyltransferase activity; zinc ion binding. Gene Ontology annotation, biological process: regulation of DNA-templated transcription. Bases 1 to 1962 code for a protein of 653 amino acids. The record is from RefSeq and is a predicted model, not a curated record. The transcript is spliced from 3 exons. Lineage: Eukaryota; Fungi; Ascomycota; Sordariomycetes; Hypocreales; Nectriaceae.
AUGUCGACUUUUACCGCCCUUAAUGGGGGCUCACCUCCUAGGGCUUCUGAUCCGCCCACCGUGACUGUUGAAAAGAGCUCCGCCUCAGAUGAACGCGCACACAGCACGGCCGCGACUCAGCCUCCGCCCACCCCUGAGCUAUCAGCGAACCAAAGACCCGCCCAGGAUACUGACCGACCAUCAUUCCAAUCGCCCGGCUACCCCGACGUAGAGGGCUCUCACAAGCGCAAGCGCUCCGACUCUCUUGAACAGCGACGAGAUCCUAUGCCUCAGGAUCGGUCUCCGGAAGUAGUGACAGGCCCUCCCCAACCUGAUUCACGCGAGCCUUACGGAACUCCUUCAAGAGAUUAUCGACAUUACGGCGAUGAGCACCGGGACAAGGACUCCUGGUAUGCGCAGCAGGGACGUGAUGAGCGCAGUUAUGAUUCUCAGCAGAACUCUGCCACCUCAGCCCACGGCCAGACGGAGGAGCAGAUCAGCGAUGCGCUACGAAGGGCUGCUGGCCAGAUGGACCACGGCGACUACUCCAACGCCAGCCUCGAGGGCGAUGACCGGUCCAUGAUGUAUGGCGGUCAGUACACGCCCGAGCAAAGGCGCGAUGGCGUCUUGCAGCACGACCCCAAGAAACGGAAGAGGAACUUUAGCAAUCGAACCAAGACAGGCUGUCUGACCUGUCGUAAACGCAAGAAGAAGUGCGAUGAGCAAAAGCCCGAGUGCGGUAACUGUCUCCGUGGUAGUUUUGUCUGUGCUGGCUACCCUCCUCAACGGGGCCCAGGGUGGCAGAAGCCCGACAGCAAGGCCGCAGCAGUUCCCCUCGAGUCCAAGGAUCCGACUUAUGUGCCACCAGGAGCUUACGGAAUGCCACAACCAGGCCCUUACGGUGCCCAGCCGGUGAAGCGCGAACCCCUGCCGCCGUAUCGCGGCCAGGCCUUGCGGAUUGACCCCCCACAAGGCCGCCCUUUGGUGACCGAGGACGACCGGCCAACGGCAUCAACAUUGCCCAGCGCGUCCGUCACAAGUCCCGAAAACAAACUCUCUGCCAUGCCUUAUACUCCCGCAAACGUAUUUCCAACUCCAGUCAGCGCAAAUCCUCAACCACCACCGCCUUUUGGAGAAAGGAUGACCAAGGAAUAUCAGCGCGUGCCUCCUCUGCACGAUCUCAGCAGGACGGAGCCUGAGACUCCCCAUCCUGGGAACCAGCUCCCGCAGAUCAAAGUCUUGCAACCGACGAGGACGAAUAGUCCGGCUCCUCCUCCGCCUGCACCAACCUCGAAUGCCCAGGUCGCAGCACAACUGGCCCUCUCGCACUCGCAGUUCCCGCAGAGACGGACACAGAAAGAGGAGAUGCUAUCAGGAAGACACUUCUAUCCCUUCGACAAGGAGCUUUGCCUGGAGCGUGAGCGUUGCGCCGCAGCCUGCUGGAGAUUCAACAACCUCACCACUCCGCCGACCAUCGGCGUGUCUACUGAGGAGCGAGCUCGACUGUUUCUCGAGAUUCUCAAACCCCGCGAUCCCGUUCGAGUCUCUCCAACGGAGCUCUCACCAGUCACCAACGUGGGCCGCGUCGGUAGUCAUGUCACUGUCGAGACUCCCUUCACCUGUGACUACGGAUACAACAUUACCAUCGGACACCAUGUGGCAAUUGGACGCAAUUGCACAAUCAAUGAUGUUGGCGAAGUCAAGAUCGGCGACAACUGUGUGAUUGGACCCAAUGUCAGCAUCUUCACGGCCUCGCUCCCCAUCGACCCCAAGAAGCGCCAGGGUGGGCAGGGUCCCCAGCUUGGAAAGCCCAUCAUCAUUGAGCAGGACUGCUGGAUCGGCGGAGGUGCCAUGAUCCUUCCUGGGCGAACCAUUGGCAAGGGUAGCACUGUCGGCGCUGGGUCAAUUGUGACCAAGGAUGUUCCUCCAUUCACAAUUGUAGCUGGAAACCCCGCAAGGGUUCUCCGCGGCAUCGCUUCAUAA